Glycine soja is the source of this 1211-nucleotide messenger RNA. RefSeq names its product GDSL esterase/lipase CPRD49-like. Lineage: Eukaryota; Viridiplantae; Streptophyta; Magnoliopsida; Fabales; Fabaceae. The record is from RefSeq and is a predicted model, not a curated record. Bases 149 to 916 code for a protein of 255 amino acids. The transcript is spliced from 6 exons.
GUUGCAGUGAAGGCUUUUGACUCAACAAGAAUUACAUACAUACAUUAUUCACUGAAUAGAAAUCUAAAAGUCUUUGGAUUUGGGUUCGGAUCUGUUCCAAAUUUCCAAUAUAUUUCAGAGAGAGGCAGAAAAGGAAGAAGUAAAGGAGAUGGUGGGACCAGUGAGGCCUCAGUUUGUGCUCUUUGGCUCUUCCAUUGUUCAGCUCAGUUUUUCUCUCCAAGGUUGGGGUGCUAUUCUUGCUCACUUGUAUGCUCGCAAGGCCGAUAUAAUUCUGCGAGGAUACUCUGGUUGGAAUUCAAGGCGUGCUGUGCAAGUUCUGGAUGAAAUUUUCCCAAAGAAUGCCACUGAGCAACCAGAAUUGAUAAUUGUGUACUUUGGUGGUAAUGAUUCUCUUCUUCCGCAUCCAAGUGGCCUUGGUCAACAUGUACCUCUCCAAGAAUACAUUGAAAAUAUGAGAAAGAUUGCUAUCCAUCUGAAGAGCCUUUCAAAGAAGACUCGCCUUAUAUUUCUUGGUGCUCCUCCUGUCAAUGAGGCACAAAUUUAUGGAACCAGUGUGCUACAAGGGCAGCGAUUAAGGAACAAUGAAUCUUGUCGAAUAUAUUCAGAAGCAUGUUUGGAGCUGUGCCGUGAGAUGAACAUCAUGGCAAUUGAUCUGUGGUCUGCACUCCAGAAAAGGGUUGACUGGAGAGAAGUUUGCUUCACGGAUGGAAUUCAUCUUACUUCUGAGGGGAGCAAUAUAGUGGCAAAAGAGGUAUUGAAGGUCAUCAAAGAAGCAAACUGGGAACCUUGCCUGCACUGGAGGUCAAUGCCAACUGAAUAUGGAGAAGAUUCACCUUAUGAUCCUGUUGGCCCUGAUGGAAAGACAAGUUUAAAUAUCUCCAACUGGACCUUCCUUGAAACCAAGGAAUGGGACUAGAGUUAUGUGUAUUUGAAAACUAUAGACAUGCCCCAUUACAUAGAAUCCUAAGCAAUAAAUAAUGACAAAAUAACAGGAAUUUAGAACUGUGGCUAAAGGAAAAUAUAUCUGCAUAAUUUUUCACUGGGUUUUCACCAUGUGAGUGGGAUGAAUUGGUGACUAUAAUUGCACUUUGAUUGAGCCAAUUGCCUAGUUGUUUUCUCCAUCUUAUGGUUUUGUCUUUCGCUAAGGUUAUAUACAAUACAUUAUACAUGGAUUGGUGGAGGCAUUAUAGUUACAGAACUCAUAUGAUCAA